This is a messenger RNA of Danaus plexippus (monarch butterfly), 1322 nucleotides long. RefSeq names its product E3 ubiquitin-protein ligase RLIM-like. Lineage: Eukaryota; Metazoa; Arthropoda; Insecta; Lepidoptera; Nymphalidae. The transcript is spliced from 5 exons. Bases 130 to 912 code for a protein of 260 amino acids. Gene Ontology annotation, molecular function: ubiquitin protein ligase activity. The record is from RefSeq and is a predicted model, not a curated record. Gene Ontology annotation, biological process: ubiquitin-dependent protein catabolic process.
UAUUAUUUACAAACUGACAUUUGACUUUUGACGUAAAGAUUAUGAAAGAAAAUAUAACGAAACGCAUUAACUGAAAAUAGGUGAAUUUGAAAAAAAAUAAGAUUAUUCCGUUUUUAUAAGUUAUCAGAGAUGAGCUUUCGCGAGGAGGACAAUCAGAGGAACUGCCCAAGCCGCGGUUUAGGUCUCGCGGCUGCGGCUAUCGGCGUCGGGGUUGGCGCGGCUCUGUACUACUUCUUCAGCAAACGGCCUGAACAUCCCACACCAUCUGGCUCCACUUCCGAGGCAUGGCACUGCGAAACUGAACGAGCUUUCUUAGAGGAGAACAGUUCUGAUGAUUAUAGCACGAUAUCUGAGCAUAGCACCACAGACACUAGCAUUAACGAAGACAGUGAAAACUUUUGCAACUGCAGUAACAUCUGUUCCGAUGAAUCAGAGACUGAGACCGAGUACAGCGAGACUGAUAGUAGUCAAGCGAGCAUAGAGUCAAGUCUCUCGACAGAAGACUCCGACCGAUCCUUAGAUUCUAACGGUGAUACCAACGAUUUAAUGUCACGGGUGAACGAUGUCAUAGAUAGUGCACUGAUUGAGUCGUCUGGAUUUGUGGAGUGGGACGUAACUACUACACUCGAUGUUCCAUCAUUCACACCGACAUUUAAUAAUCAAUUAAACAGUUUUCUAACUAGUCUUUUCUCUCCUAGGCGGUCCACCAGGAAUGAUGGAAACACCGCCAGCGCUCGAGUAUUUCGUGAACGUUCAAGGACCGAGGAGCAGUGUUCGAUAUGCUUUGACAUGAUACAACCGAGUCAGGAGUGUAUGGCCCUCCCCUGUACACACUUCUUCCACACCACCUGCAUCCUGCCGUGGCUGGAGCAGCAGCAGACCUGCCCCAACUGCCGCAAAAAUAUUGACUGAUCACAGACCUCAACAGACAGUAUGUCUCAGCGGGAACUGAGCUCGGGAGAGAAUUUUUGGCAGCCGUCUAAGGAUCCUCAAGUCCGGCACCAGUCAAGACUUAGACGUCUGCCAAAUAGUACCAAUAGUUUUAUUGUAUAUUAAAUUUAAACAAAACUUUUAGAAAAUAGCUAAUAAAAUGUUUGUGAUAAUCUGUGAUGUGAAAAAAAAUAAUAUUUUGACAUAAAUAUAGAUGCAUAAAGUUUAAUUAUUAAAUAAGGCCACUGUACCUUCCCUCUCGCUAGUCCUUAUUAGAUUUACUUGUAUAUUUUUUUAUCUAAAUUAUCUUUGUUACUGAACUGUAGAUGUAUUUCCUAUCGCUUUAUAUUUCUGUUUAAGAUUUUAUCUGAAUAAAUGAAGUUUUUAAUGUU